This is a messenger RNA of Lodderomyces elongisporus, 1503 nucleotides long. RefSeq lists its product as uncharacterized. The transcript has a single exon. Gene Ontology annotation, biological process: carboxylic acid metabolic process. Gene Ontology annotation, molecular function: pyridoxal phosphate binding; carboxy-lyase activity. Gene Ontology annotation, cellular component: cytoplasm. The record is from RefSeq and is a predicted model, not a curated record. NCBI's taxonomy places the organism in Eukaryota, Fungi, Ascomycota, Pichiomycetes, Serinales, Debaryomycetaceae. The coding region runs from base 1 to 1503 and encodes 500 amino acids.
AUGUCUAUUGUUUCGGAUUUAGAGAAAGAUAGGGUUACUGAGCUUGAUGAGUUAUUGACUGCAAUUAAACCGAAAUUGAUCAGUUAUAUUUCACAAGCUGAUCCAAACUCUGAGCACUACAACUCGAGAUCUUUGGGGACUUAUCAUGAACCUACAUUUUUGAAACAACAGUUUAUAGAAUUGAGUGGCAAUAACUUGGACAAGCCAUGUUCCGAGACGCAGUUGGCGGAGACUAUUGAUAAGGUUCUCGAGUACUCUGUCAAUACAUGGAACCCUGGGUUUCUUGAUAAGUUGUAUGCGUCAAACAAUCCGAUUGGAGUAAUUUCUGACUUGCUUUUGAGUAUUUUAAACACAAACUCACACGUGUAUACUGUGUCGCCUGUGUUGUCGGUGUUGGAAAACUAUAUUGGGCACAAGUAUGCGUCUUUGUUCUUUACCAAUGAUCAAGAAACGUGCGGAGGGUUGACAUUUAGUGGUGGGUCGUGGUCAAAUAUAACAAGUAUGCAAAUUGCGCGAAGUCUAAAGUACCCGGACACAAAGCUUACGGGAAAUGCAAAUUACAAGUUUGCAAUUUAUACCAGUAAGCACUGUCAUUACUCAGUGGUGAAGGGUGCUAUUUUGUUGGGGUUGGGAUCGCAAAAUGUUUUUAAAGUUGAUGUGACUCCACAAGGGCUUUUGAAUGUGUUGGAUCUUGAAAACACCAUUGAAAAAAGUAUUAGUGAUGGCUAUACACCGUUGUACAUCAACUCGACUGCUGGUACCACUGUUUUUGGCUCUUACGAUCCUUUCAUCCAGAUAUCCAAAAUUGCUAGAAAGUACAAUUGUCAUUUCCAUAUUGACGGCUCAUGGGGAGGUAAUGUAAUCUUUUCGCCGGUGUAUAGGAAUAGAUUGCAAGGGUCCGAGCUUGCUGACUCCAUCACGGUGAACCCACACAAGAUGUUGGGAAUCCCAAACACGUGCUCAUUUUUGCUCUUGCCACACGUGAAGAACUUUCAGACUGCCAUGUCUUUACAGGCACCCUAUUUGUUCCAUGGACGGGAUAACCCUGAUGAGGCCAAUUAUGACUUGGCAGAUGGAACAAUGGGGUGUGGCCGACGUGCAGACUCGUUCAAGUUUUAUCUUGCAUGGUUGUACUAUGGUCAAGUUGGGUUUCAAAAUAGGGUUGAGCAUGCUUAUAAGAUCCAGGAGUACUUUGUGCAAACGAUAAAGGCUCACUCUGACUUUGAGAUUGUUGGGCCGGAGUUUCCUCAAUGUUUGCAAGUGUGUUUUUAUUACCACCCUCCUCUGGUGAAGAACAAUGGUGGAAACAAUACCGAGGUGACAAGGUACAUUUCGAGAGAGUUGCACAAGUUGGGCAAAUAUUUAGUCGACUUUAGCCCUAACCCCGAAAACGAUGUCAAGGGAGAGUUCUUUAGGGUAGUGUUCAACUCCCCUAUUCUAACUGACAAGAUUGUUGACGAUUUGAUUGAGAGUAUUAUAAAAGUUGGGUCCGAAUUGAAAUAG